AUGCGAUCUGGCUUGGGGAAACCCGGCGCGCUUCCGCUGCUCGCCUUGGUGGUCUUCUCGCUCCUGACCCUGGUGCCCUCACUGUCAAAUCUCUAUAACCUGAAGCUAGCCGACUUCAGCUUCCACUCAGGAACAGCUAGCCAGCUCCCUUUGCUGCAAGAUGGCGUGACCGAGCUCCCAAAAGCACACCCAUUCGAACCACGCGAACCAUGGCCUCCAGCAGCGCCACACCGUUCCCGCGUAAAUCUCCUCCCGCGCACAGUACGAGUAGGCAACUCUGCGCUCUCGACCAGCGAAACACUGAACAAAAGUCGACUUUCGCGCGAAUCCUCCUCAUUUAGCCGCCGCGCUCGCGCAUUCAGAUCUUACUUCACCCAGCACUGGGAAGAAUAUCCAUUUCUCGCAUCUUUUUCCAACCGCAGCAUCCUCGAAACGCAUCAAUACUCUCACAACAACUCGCCACCCCAAACCGACCCAAUCCCAAACACACAUAAUCAAACCAACCAACCAGAACAACCAGACCAACCGCCCAGCAUCCGCGAAAUAAGCCAAAAAGCAUAUCGCAGGGCCAUCGAGCUCGGAAAACAAGCAGCAACCCGUGGAUCGGAGUACGCCAGCUCGUUUUUUCACGCCAAAACAACAUUAAUACCCCAUUCGACAGAGAAUUCGACAGAGAGUCUACCGCCCUCGGAAGUCCAGAAAGUUGGAGCCGAGGACUCCUCUCAUGCUGCCGCCGGUCGGCACUCGAGGGAGCUGCAUGGAAGUUGCAUGGCUGUUGUUAUUGGCCUCGUGGCGGGAAUCAUGUGGUUUUGA
Penicillium salamii is the source of this 813-nucleotide messenger RNA. NCBI's taxonomy places the organism in Eukaryota, Fungi, Ascomycota, Eurotiomycetes, Eurotiales, Aspergillaceae. The record is from the annotation of a GenBank genome assembly.